This is a messenger RNA of Arachis stenosperma, 2092 nucleotides long. RefSeq names its product protein ACCELERATED CELL DEATH 6-like. The transcript is spliced from 6 exons. Gene Ontology annotation, molecular function: protein binding. The coding region runs from base 187 to 2019 and encodes 610 amino acids. Lineage: Eukaryota; Viridiplantae; Streptophyta; Magnoliopsida; Fabales; Fabaceae. The record is from RefSeq and is a predicted model, not a curated record.
AAAAAAAAAAAAAAACCCAGUUGACUUCUGAUUAUGCUGUUUUCUUCAUUCCCCGUUUAGCCCCAGACUUACACUUCCUCCCUUGGCAAAAUUUAUUCAUCGUAGUUCCCUUGUAGUUCCCUUGACAAAAUCACCACCACCAGGGCUUCUGCCUGUACCAUCGUGCACUUGGGUGCUGCAAUCCGAAUGGAAAAUCAAUCAAUAAACGCUGCAGCUCCAACAAUGGAAACAAAGAAAUUUCCUGAAUCUCGUGAGAGAGAAAUGGCUGACGUAGACUCAGCUUGUGUUGACACAAUUCUUCAUCAGGCUAUCCCUGCUCAAUUUCGGUGUCCAAACCUAGUGUACUUAGGAAAAGAUAGAGAUAGAUACCUCACCCAUUGUGUUCCACUUCACAAAGCGGCACUGAAAGGUGACUGGAAAAAAGCAAAGAAGAUCCUAGAACAUGAUGAAUUGCUACUGACUGCUGCCAUAACAAAAGGGUGGGCAACACCCCUCCAUGUUGCAGUGGGAGCAAACCACGUCCACAUUGCAAAGGAGCUGGUGCAACUAAUGCAACCUGGUGAUCUUGAAUUGCAGGACAAUAAAGGCAACACUGCCUUUUGCUUUGCUGCAGCAGUUGGGAAUGUGCAGAUUGCUGAGAUAAUGAGGAGAAAAAACGAUUUGUUGCCACAAAUUAGGGUUAGAAGUGGAAUGACUCCUCUUCACCUUGCUGCUAUGCAAGGAAGGAGUGAGAUGGCAUGGUACCUAUUCCCUCAAACGAAAGGAAUCCUGCAAGAAGAGGAUUGGAUUUCCCUGUUCUUCAUUUGUAUAAAUUCGGGACUCUUUGAUUUAGCCCUUGAAAUGUUGAAUCAGAAGGACAAGCCAAUUUCGGAGGUCAAACUAGCUACUGCAAGGGGAGAUGACUGUGAGACAGGUUUACAUGUCCUGGCUCGGAAGCUUCCAAUCUGCAGUUGCCAAAGUCAACAAUAUGGAAAAGGCUUCAUGCAUUUCUGUAAAAAGGACACCUCCAUUCUCAAACUCACAAAACGGAUGUGGCAAAUAUUUCUCACCCUUGAAGAUGAAAUCAUCAUAGAAACCAUAACAGAACCUUCUCAAGCAAUAUUUAUUGCUGCAGAAGUGGGAAACUUUGAGUUUCUAUCUGUGCUCUUGAGCACUUACCCUGAUUUGAUAUGGGAAUUGGACACAACGGGUCGAAGUAUAAUUCACACAGCUGUUUUGCAUCGUCAUGCAAGCAUCUUCAAUCUUAUACAUGAAGUUGGCUCAAUCAAAGAUAUCAUAGUCACUUUCCUUGAUGACAAAGGGAACAAUUUGUUGCAUUGUGCUGCAAAAUUAGCACCACCAGAUAGACUUAACAUUGUUUCUGGAGCUGCUUUACAAAUGAUGCUUGAAUUGUCAUGGUUUGAGGAGGUGAAAAAGAUAACGCCGCCAAUGUACCUUGAAAUGAGAAAUAAUGCAGGCUUUAGUCCCCGAAAGCUGUUCACCAUGGAGCACGAAGAAUUGCUGAAACAGGGAGAGUCAUGGAUGAAGAGAACAGCAGAAUCUUGCAUGGUUGUCUCAACUCUCAUUGCCACCGGAGUCUUUUCUGCUGCCUUCACCUUGCCAGGUGGCAACAUUGACAAUAUAGGAAGUCCAAAGUAUCUGAAGAAACCAUCUUUCUUGGUAUUUGCAAUAUCGGAUGCCACCGCAUUGAUCUCAUCCUCAGCCUCAAUACUUAUAUUCUUGUCCAUCCUCAUCUCGCGGUAUGCUGAAUAUGACUUUCUAUGCUCACUGCCCAUGAAGCUCAUAUCCGGAUUAGUGACACUGUUCAUCUCUAUCAUAAGCAUGAUAAUAACAUUCAGCAGUGCUUACUUUGUGACAUGUUUCCAGGGUUUGAAGUGGAUACCUAUCUUCAUUUCUGUACUAACAUUUGUACCAAUACCCUUAUUUGUAUGUCUUCAGUUUCCUCUGUGGUCUGACAUUGUGUAUUCUACCUACAUUUGUAGUUCUCUUUUUAGGCUACGCAAACCCAAGAUUACCUAGAAAUAUGAAACCUUAUGCCAUGUAAUGAAUUUGAAUUUCCUAAUGGAUAUAUCUGCUAAGUUGUGAGUUUCAA